CUGUCUUUUUUUUUCAAAUAACGAUGCGUGCAUGCAUUUUUCUCGUCACACGCGGAAGCAAAAUUUUUGCCUUGUCUUCUCUGGAUUUGAUCUCAUGCUCGAUCCCAUAUUUCUUGGAUUAGACCCAUUAUUCUCAAUCGAUGUCAAGUUGCUGAUAAAAGAUAUCCAUUCAUGUGCGCCGGUGCCAGGUUAUCAAGAUCUUUACCUAUUUCAGGGCCAUACAAUAAAGUCGGUGGAAAUCUAUGGCAUAAUUGUCGCUGUCGAACAGAAUCAUGCGAUGCUGAUAUAUCAAGUGGAUGAUGGGACAGGAACAGUGCCUUGCUGCCUGUGGAAGAAUAGCACCGGUUCGAUAACCAAGACGUUACCAUUGGGAACCUGCGUUCAUGUUUUGGGUCGCAUUACUGAUUACAAAGACAUGAGACAGGUGACGACGUUCUCAUUAAGUCAAGUCCAUGAUCCCAAUCGAGAAGUACUCCAUGCACUGGAGGCAAUGGUAUUGCGCAAAACCGUUUACGCUGAACCUUACAAGGUACCUGUUCAGAUUCAGCAGAAUGCGGACAAGCUGAAAGAGCAGAUGCAAGCAGACAAAGAUGGUGAACACCUACUAUCCAAGGAAGCAACUGAGACCAGCACGAUAAAAACCGAGAACGCGUUUCAACAACGACUGCUCCUGUAUUUACGAGAACACGCACCGACCAGCGGUUUUCCUUAUACGUUUGCUCGUGCAGACGAAACAUUACGAGAGUCCGCGCGGCAAUUAUUGCAUCACAAGUAUGGGGAGUCGCCGACGGAACGACAGAUAUCCGAACUGUUUGCACACAGCACCACCGCGCUAGUCAAAUCCGGAGAUUUACUGGAAGUAGAAAGCAAUUCUGGCGUGUAUCAGGUCCUGACAAGUGAACGACUUCAAAAUACCAUUGAAACAAUUGUACGGGAAGCUGAAUCCAAAUUAUCACCUGCUUAUGGUAACGGAUCACCACAAGAAUGCUGCGCUCAAGAAAAAGAGAAUUAAAACACACUAUUUUCGAUAGGUGGCAUAUUCCAAGAAUUCAUCGUUCAUGCUGUGCAGGCCACUCCACUCUACACACGGCUUCCACGAAAACGCGUUCUUUCUUGUUUGAAUGAGAUGGUAGCUGAAAGCAUACUGUAUACCUCGGGCUAUCGUGAAUUCAACACAUUGAAUUAAACCAA
This is a messenger RNA of Radiomyces spectabilis, 1191 nucleotides long. RefSeq lists its product as uncharacterized. The coding region runs from base 32 to 1012 and encodes 326 amino acids. Gene Ontology annotation, cellular component: DNA replication factor A complex; site of double-strand break; chromosome, telomeric region. Gene Ontology annotation, molecular function: nucleic acid binding. The transcript is spliced from 6 exons. The record is from RefSeq and is a predicted model, not a curated record. Gene Ontology annotation, biological process: DNA replication; nucleotide-excision repair; double-strand break repair via homologous recombination. NCBI's taxonomy places the organism in Eukaryota, Fungi, Mucoromycota, Mucoromycetes, Mucorales, Radiomycetaceae.